Paramecium sonneborni is the source of this 411-nucleotide messenger RNA. NCBI's taxonomy places the organism in Eukaryota, Ciliophora, Oligohymenophorea, Peniculida, Parameciidae. The record is from the annotation of a GenBank genome assembly.
AUGCCUAAAAAUAGAUAGGAAUAAAAAACACUUGUGACCAAGAGUUUUCUUAUGAUUAAACAAUUCUAAUACCACAAGCAAAAAUAAUUAUUAAUUAUAAAGAGUAUUAGUUGCAGCUUGUAAAUGACAACUCAGAUUAGAAUUUUGAGAGUAUUCCAUUCAGCUCAAGAACAUCCGGAUCUUUAUUUGAAAAAUAAUACUUUUUAAAUAACUAAGAAGCUGAAAUCCCCUCCAAUUAGUCAAAAAAUAUUUUUGCAUCCUAAGUAUUAGAAAAUUAGUAAGCUAUUCAAUUAAAAAUCAUUUAGACCUAAGUAACACAAUAGAAAAGCGGAAGAAUCAUUGGAAAAAAGUGUUUAAAGGUGCAAAAAGUUAAAAUUUAUUGAACAGGUUUUACCAAAUGAAGAAGAAUGA